Messenger RNA from Nasonia vitripennis (jewel wasp), 706 nucleotides. RefSeq names its product dynein light chain-like. The transcript has 2 exons. Lineage: Eukaryota; Metazoa; Arthropoda; Insecta; Hymenoptera; Pteromalidae. Gene Ontology annotation, biological process: microtubule-based process. Gene Ontology annotation, cellular component: dynein complex. The record is from RefSeq and is a predicted model, not a curated record. Bases 304 to 621 code for a protein of 105 amino acids.
AAUCAUUUUACUCCGUGGCCAAAUUUUUGAAAACUUGUGUGUUUAGAUCGCGCAAGUUCUUUUAUCUAUGUAUUCAUGUUUCGUUUUAACAUAUUUAUGUAUAUCUUAUGUACAAAAUAAUCAGUAUAUUGUAACAAUAAAUUUUUUUCUUGAAUUUUAAUCAAAUUGUGGCUCGUCGAUUAUUUCACGAUAUUCAAACCGCCGAAUCUCGCAUUUGUUAUAACCUAGCUAAUUGAUCUUUUAAGCGUUAUUUGUUGAAACAUUUUCAAAAGAAAAUUUCAAGGAAAUAAACACGAAUCGAAUAUGGCCGGAACGGAAGAGAGAGAAACGGCGAUCGUUCACACCUAUCCCUUGUGCAAGCACACAGAUAUGCAAGAGGAUUUGAAGCAAGAAGCCAUGGAAGUGACGGUGACAGCGGUCGAGAAGUACGCUGAUAACUACGAAUUCGCGGCCCGGAUGAUAAAGGAGAACCUCGACAAGAAAUUUGGCGCGCCGUUCAACGUCGUCAUCGGCGAGUCUAUGAGCUUCGAGAUCACUUACCAGAAAAACUCGAUGUUGCUCAUGUACACAAACGGCAAUGUUGUAGCGCUUAUAUGGAGGACUGUAGCCAGUUUUGCGUGAUUCCUACCUUGUUUACCCUGCUUCAAGUGAGGUAGAAAAGUGGAGAACGCGUAAGAAGUAAUAAAUUUAUUGAACAAUCAAGUUA